Messenger RNA from Diutina rugosa, 759 nucleotides. RefSeq names its product Nag1p (gene NAG1). Gene Ontology annotation, cellular component: cytoplasm. The transcript has a single exon. NCBI's taxonomy places the organism in Eukaryota, Fungi, Ascomycota, Pichiomycetes, Serinales, Debaryomycetaceae. Gene Ontology annotation, molecular function: glucosamine-6-phosphate deaminase activity; identical protein binding. The record is from RefSeq and is a predicted model, not a curated record. Gene Ontology annotation, biological process: N-acetylglucosamine catabolic process; D-glucosamine catabolic process; N-acetylneuraminate catabolic process. Bases 1 to 759 code for a protein of 252 amino acids.
AUGAGACAGGCCAUCUUCUCCACCGCCAACGACGCCAGCGAGUACCUUGCCGAACACAUCAUCGCCAGAAUCGCCGAGUUCGCCCCGACGCCGCAAAAGCCAUUUGUCCUUGGGUUGCCCACGGGGUCGCUGCCCGAAGGCGUGUACGCUCGCCUUGUCCAAGCGUACAAGGAAGGGCGAGUGUCGUUUCAGAAUGUCGUCACGUUCAACAUGGACGAGUACCUUGGCCUCAAGCCGCUGGACCCGAUGCUGUACCAUUACUUUAUGUUUGACAAGUUGUUCAACCAUGUCGACAUCAAACGGGAGAACAUCAACAUCUUAAACGGUCUCUGUGACGAUGUCGACGCCGAGUGUCGUCGCUACGAGGCCAAGAUCAAGAGCUACGGUCGUAUCCACUUGUUUAUGGGGGGUCUAGGCCCCGAAGGUCACUUGGCGUUUAACGAAGCAGGGCUGGCCCGCGACUCCAGAACCCGCCGGGUGGGGCUCGUCGACCUGACCAUCAAGGCCAACGCCCGUUUCUGGGGCGGCGAUGAGCUGAAAGUGCCGCGGGCGGCGUUGUCGGUGGGCAUCGCCACCAUCUUGGACAAUUCCGAUGAGGUGGUGAUUAUUGUUAUGGGCGAAGGGAAACAGUACGCUUAUGCCAAGACGGUUUAUGGGCCUAAAAAUGACCCGAAAGUGCCGUCGCUGUAUUUGCAAGACCACGAUAACGUGUUGAUCGUGAGUGAUCUCGCCGCCGCCGGCGUCAAGGCGAAGUUGUGA